GGAGUAACUAUGCAGUCAACUUUUUGCUACCAAAUCUUACUUCCUCACUCUAUGUAAGGCUCAAUUGCAAUCUGCACUGGUGAAUAGUAUAUAAGAUGCUAUGACCAAGCUAUAAUGAGGUCACAAGUACUCUCUCUCGCGUCGCUACGAAGGGCUGCGGGCUCUGUACUCCGCGCUCCCCGUUCUCCCAGCUUCCAACAGCCUGCUCGGUUAGCUGGCAGUAUAUCGCAACGCCCGGGUUCGAGCCAUGUGUCCUUCCCUGGCGCUUUGAAAAGCGCAUUCACCAGCGACCUCAAAUUCGUUGUGCCCUCCGAUUAUCCUGCCUUAGCGACAUACCGAGCGGUCGACCAAGAUGGCAAUAUCGUUGACGAUUCAUUCAAGCCGGAUCUUAGCGAUGAGGAAGUUAUAAAGCUAUAUAGAGAUAUGUUAACCGUCUCAAUAAUGGAUCCGAUUAUGUUCGACGCACAGCGACAGGGUCGUCUAAGCUUUUACAUGGUGUCGGCUGGUGAAGAAGCUAUUAGUGUCGGAUCUGCUUCGGCACUAGACCCGCGAGACGUUAUAUUCUGCCAAUACCGUGAGCAGGGGCUCUUCGUGCAGCGUGGAUAUACCUUAAAAGACUUUAUGAACCAGCUCUUCGCGAAUAAGCACGACCUAGGGAAGGGUAGAAAUAUGCCCGUACAUUACGGAAGUAAAGAACUGAACAUCCAUACAAUUUCAUCGCCUCUAGCUACCCAGAUACCACAGGCUGCUGGGGCUGCGUAUGCCCUUAAAAUGCAACAUAUCAAUGAUCCAACUGUACCUCCCCGCGUGGCUAUAGUCUACUUUGGUGAAGGUGCUGCUAGUGAAGGAGACUUCCAUGCAGCGUUGAAUAUCGCUGCAACACGGUCCUGUCCCGUUAUCUUUAUAUGUCGGAACAAUGGAUACUCUAUCUCGACGCCGACCUUAGAACAAUACCGAGGCGAUGGCAUUGCUAGUCGAGGGAUAGGGUAUGGGAUUGACACUGUGAGAGUGGAUGGGAACGACCUGUGGGCGGUUAGAGAGGUUAUUAAGAAAGCUAGGGAAAUGGCUCUUCAAGAUGGAGGCAAGCCAGUCCUUGUAGAGGCAAUGAGCUAUCGUGUUAGCCACCACAGCACGUCCGAUGAUUCUUUUGCAUAUCGAGCACGAGUGGAGGUUGAAGACUGGAAACGCCGGGACAACCCUAUUGCGAGGCUGCGGAAGUAUAUGGAGGCAAAGGGAUUCUGGGACGAGUCCAAAGAGAAAGAAGCUCGGGAAAGCAUCAGGCGGGAUGUGCUGAAGGCAUUCUCAGAGGCAGAACGAGAGAAGAAGCCACCUAUCCGGACUAUGUUCGAAGACGUUUACGAGGAACUAACCCCUGAUUUGAAAGCCCAAAUGGAGCAGCUGAAGCUCCAUCUUGAGAAGUACCCUGACGAGUACGACUUUGCCGAGUAUGAAGAUGGUAUUAAUAGUUUAAAAUCAUGAGUAAAUUACCACCAUUAGGGGAAUACCCUUCAAUAUAAGAAGCAUUUAUAUUUAAUUAAGAGGUUGCAAAUCCGAUCUUGAUAGCUGCAUUUUGAAAUACUACAGAAUUGCAAAGAAGAUACAAGAAUGACUAUGGAUGUAUGAUAACGAAAUGUGAAAAUUCCUAUCUACUGAUUGGUAGAUGCUGAGAAAUAGCCAACGCUUGUUAGCCACGUCGGACAAAGAAAUGGAGAAUGUCAAAAUUUUUAUAGUAUAUUUUAUAUGAAUUUGCCAAUUAGGUCCAGUUGGGAGAGCAUAGGAACUUCUCUUACUUUGUCAGAUCUACUUAUAUGAAGGAUUUCUAAUAUGUAUCAUGAAUGUGUCAAGUUGUAUGGAAAUUGAGUGUGGAAAGAAAGUAAGAAAAAACCGGUGAUGUCAUCGCUUAACUUAGUGUUGCUUAGGUAAAUAUCGAAGCACAAGCAUUAGGUCAUUAUAAACAUUAACUAAGGAUACAUAGUGGAAUUUAACUUUGACUAUUAACGAUAACAUCAAGAUAAAAAUG
This is a messenger RNA of Daldinia decipiens, 2020 nucleotides long. RefSeq names its product thiamine diphosphate-binding protein. The transcript is spliced from 2 exons. Gene Ontology annotation, biological process: branched-chain amino acid catabolic process. NCBI's taxonomy places the organism in Eukaryota, Fungi, Ascomycota, Sordariomycetes, Xylariales, Hypoxylaceae. Bases 115 to 1479 code for a protein of 454 amino acids. The record is from RefSeq and is a predicted model, not a curated record. Gene Ontology annotation, molecular function: oxidoreductase activity, acting on the aldehyde or oxo group of donors, disulfide as acceptor.